Molecule: messenger RNA, 1988 nt
Organism: Pollicipes pollicipes
Lineage: Eukaryota; Metazoa; Arthropoda; Thecostraca; Pollicipedomorpha; Pollicipedidae
Product: regulator of microtubule dynamics protein 2
Exons: 8
Coding region: 388-1374 (328 amino acids)
Cellular component (GO): cytoplasm; spindle microtubule; mitotic spindle pole
Molecular function (GO): microtubule binding
Source: RefSeq, a predicted model, not a curated record
UGGAGAGUGGAGGAUGGAGCAAACAUGAGCAGGAAAAAUUUGAAGUUACUCGUCGCCACGCCGCGGGGUUAAAUUGCUAAUGUAGAAUGUAGCGCAGCUUGUAGAUAUGGGAUACAGAUUGGAGAAGCCUUGAUCACCAUGCAUCAUCAAGGCCAGAGUUGAAUCUCUUCCUCAGUUCUGAACAAACAGUUGUCUUGAAGCUGGUGGUGUGAAUGGUUAAGGCUCAUCCAGAUAUAUUUGUUGUGGAAUCUGUCAGAGUGGCAUCUCUUGGGUAGCCAGGAUGCUGCUACACUAGUUUAUUCUUAUUAUUGCAUGUGUCAUCAAGAGUUUUUUUGUGACUGAAGCUGAUAAAUCAACUUGUCAACUACUUAAUAACAUAACUGAAAUAUGGAUCAGAAGAACUAUAUGAUGUUUACCCUUGGGGUUGGUGUGUCCCUUGGUAUCACAACACUCAUCCUGAUGUACAAGGUGGAGCGACUGUACCGGCUGUGCCUGGAGCUGCAGACCUCCCUCAGCGAGCUGCACACGCUGGUGGAGGAGUCGCACGCGAUCGCUGGGGGCCGGCAGACGGGCGCGCUGAAGAAGGCCGUCAGUCGCCUCACCUCCUCCACCACCGGCUCCUUCUACGACCCCGACACGGAGCCCGGCGCCGACAUGUGGUCCACCUGCUCCGAGAGGAAGUUCUACGAGCGCGUCGACCAGAGCGUUGACGAGCACCCGCUGCAGGCGGUGCAGGCGCUCGAGAUGCGCAAGAGCGAGUUCCAAAAUCACGUGGGCUGGCUGUGGCGCAUGGCGAAGGCGCAUCGGCUAAUCGCCCUGCAGACCAAGGACAAUGACAAGAGGCAGGCCGAGUUGUACAAAGCCAUCAGCUUCGCGGAGCGGGCGCUGGAGAAGAAGCCGCACAGCGCCGAGGCGCACAAGUGGUACGGCGUGUCGGUGGGCGCGCGCUCCGAGUUCGGCACCGUGCAGGACAAGAUCCGAGACGGCUUCGCCUUCAAGGAGCACAUCGACAUCGCCGUCAAGCUCAGCCCGCGCGACCCCAUGCUGCACCACCUGCUCGGCCGCUUCUGCUACGAGGUGUCGGGCCUGUCGUGGAUCGAGCGUAAGGCAGCGGCCGCGCUGUUUGGCUCCGUGCCGACGGCCACCGUGGAGGAGGCGCUCGAGCAGCUGCUGACCGCGGAGCAGCUCAGCAAGCAGCCCUGGCUCGAGAACCGGUAUAUCAUCUCAAGGUGUUAUGUUGCCCAGAAGAAGUACAAAGAAGCGAUUGCGUGGAUCGACAAAGCGGCCGCCUGUCCCAUCACGUCCGUGCAGGACGAGGAGACGGGCAAGCUGGUCAAGGUCAUGCAGGCCAAGUACAGCUCGUACCGACGCUGAGGGCAGGCGCGGUGUGACUGGCUGGCGGGGGCGGUCCGCCAGAGAACUGCCCCGAGUCAGCGGGGAUGGGCGGUCCGCUGCGGAGCCGACCCGGGUCAGGCUGUGCCGUUGUCUCUCAUUUCGCUAGUGUUGACGCUUCAGCGACGCGCGUCUCGAUGUUAGCGAGGCUGUUGUCGAGGCGAGACGCCUCUACGAGUCCACCCCCGGAGGCGGCGACCUAGCUCCGAAGGGAGGGGGGGGGGGGGCGAAUGUGCCCAUCUGUAGUCAGUCACCGAUACCGAUGCGAUUCGUGCUCCCCGAUGGGGAAGCCUGCUCUUAUUGGGUUAGGCUGGCGUUGUUCCGCUUUUUAACAUGCGUGAUAGAAUUGGGGUCCGUUUCGACCAGGGGUACCAACACUCGGACAUCAAGCCGUUACGUGUAUGCAAACCCGAAACCAUGCGCUUUCCCGGGGACUAGAUCCCUUGUCAUUCCAAUUGUUUUUUCACGUGCGCCGUCGUUGUAAAUCGGAGAUGUUCACUUUAAACCUCAAUUGUUUACUUAUGAGAACUGCGCCAGAGUUGUUAACCGAACAUUGUACGUUUAUAAACUGGCACUACCCAUGUGCAUCGAGUCAA